Molecule: messenger RNA, 1453 nt
Organism: Helicoverpa zea (corn earworm)
Lineage: Eukaryota; Metazoa; Arthropoda; Insecta; Lepidoptera; Noctuidae
Exons: 2
Coding region: 119-1165 (348 amino acids)
Source: RefSeq, a predicted model, not a curated record
AGAGCGCGGGGCGCGCGGUUCUGCCACUACGCACUUUGUCACCGGGAGGAGCGCUCGCGCGGGUGAAUUUGCGGGUGAUUUAUUGUUUUUUUACGUUUAAACAAGUAAAUAUACCAUAAUGUCGAAACGUUCUAAACGGAUUUUAGAUCUAGUAAAUUCUAAUGAACAAGAUCCAGUUUAUCAGAUCAUGGAAGAGACAACAAGUGACUGUGGAGAUUAUUCCAUACCUACAGAACCUGAUCGAGAUUCUUCACCAAUACGUGUGCAUUCCGAUGAAGAAUUAACACAAUGUCUGCAAGAUAUAAUGCAUGAUAAUAACGUGUUCAGUGACAAGAAUGAGCCUAUAAAUACUUCUAUACCUGAAGAGAGCAUUCCUGAAAAAUCCAUUCCUGAGAGAAGUAAGCCUGAAGAGCCUGUAGUUUCCAUAACAGAAGAAACAGAGGCAAUCUCUAAAAGUGCAUCACCGUCAAUUGACAACUCAACACCAAUACCGUCACCAGUUCCCGUUCACGAAGAUCCAUGUGGAAAUAAUUUCUGUGCCAUAUGCUUGGAAGCGUAUGCCAUUAGGCCUGAUGAAGUCUAUCUAAAUCUUCCAACACCUUCAACUAUAACAGGCACUUCCACUAACGUAACACCGACUACACAAAAGGUUGCCAAGAAGAAAACAUAUAAAACAGACAUAGGAAAGAAGAGACUUGUACACAAAGAGCUUUGGUGUGUAGUUCAACGAAAGAAAUUAAAAAAUGAAGGAAAAUCCUAUAUAAAUAAAAAAGGGAAACAAAUCGAAGAAAAGGUGUUAGGCCAGCCAUGUGGAAAGAAAUGUCGCUACAAGUGUACUGAAAACUAUGACGUAAAGCAAAGAGAGGCUAUCUUUUCAAAAUUUUGGAAUCUGGGCGAUCGUAAUAGGCAGUGGGAGUUUGUUAUAAAGUACACAAAAAAGAUUAACAAAGGGCGUAAAACCACUGAAAUAGUAAAACACAAACGUGAAUAUACCUAUGUUUAUUAUCUCCCAACUACAGAAAAGGAAACAAAAAGAGUAUGUAAGCAGAUGUUUUUAAGUACAAUAUCCUCUGGUGAACGAAUAAUAACAACGGCUUGGAAGAAAUAUGACGGUAUAGCGGCUGUAGAAAAGGACAAGAGAGGAAUGUAUGACCAUAAACCUUGAGUGAUUGAUGAAGUAAUGGUACAAAGUGUAAAAGACCAUGUAAAUUGUUUGGAUCGAGUGGAUUCGCACUAUACACGCAAAGAUUCUAAAAAACUGUACUUGAAUAACAUAAAAAGUACUUCCCAGAUGCAUAAACUGUAUGUUGAAUGGUACGAUCCUAAUAUAUACAAUAAUCAAGCCAACAAACGUCAAUACCGUGACAUUGUAAAUGUUAAUUUCAACUUAGCAUUUCAUAAGCCCAAAAAAGAUUUGUGCGAAGUUUGCCAUAUCUUUGAGAACAACCAAUUU